Molecule: messenger RNA, 704 nt
Organism: Oppiella nova
Lineage: Eukaryota; Metazoa; Arthropoda; Arachnida; Sarcoptiformes; Oppiidae
Source: the annotation of a GenBank genome assembly
AUGUACAGGUAUCGAUUAAUAUCGACUAUCUAUACUUUCCACGAUGAUGCCCUAUCGUUAAAAGGCAAGACAUAUAAUCUAUUUGAUAAUAAGAUGCUGACAAUUGUCUCGGACCGGGAGAUCAUAGGAAUUCCCUCAUCAUUUGAGAGCAUUCACGGAGCAAUAUCUGUUGGUGGAAGUGCUGAGAAAGACUUGGCACUGUUUUGUUUUGGAUCUGGAUCACUCACAUUGUACGCCAAUGUUUCUAAGAAAGGAUACUUACCAGGCGAAGUGGUGGAAGUGCACUGCAGUGUGGAUAACGAUUCAUCAGUAGAUGUGACCCCCAGACUAACACUAUAUCAGACACAGAUCUAUAUGUGCGGCGAAAGACAUAAAUCCCUGGAAGUGGCUCUCACUGAAUACAUGGUCGGCAACAAAGUCACGAGUGAGACAAAAAGUAUGGAAAGCCUAUUCGUGACCAUUCCUAAGAACGCCACGCUUACCAUCAAAAGCGCGAUCAUUACUAUUAAAUAUUUUAUUCAUAUCACACUUGAUAUCCCACACGCCAUCGAUUUGCACAUAAAUCUUCCAAUAAUUGUUACCAAUCGGUCGGCUCUGGGUAGUAAUUGAGGUAUAACUAAAUGCACAAAUUACAAUACCUAUACAAAUAUUCAGAUUUACACAAAUAUAGAAUUUGUUUAUUUAUCUAUAAACUAUAUUACACU